Paramisgurnus dabryanus is the source of this 1090-nucleotide messenger RNA. Its product is annotated as trypsin-3. Gene Ontology annotation, biological process: proteolysis. The record is from RefSeq and is a predicted model, not a curated record. NCBI's taxonomy places the organism in Eukaryota, Metazoa, Chordata, Actinopteri, Cypriniformes, Cobitidae. Gene Ontology annotation, molecular function: serine-type endopeptidase activity.
UAAAACCAAAGACAAUAUCGUGAGCUUCUGCAGUACUUUUAAGCGGUUAUUGGGAUUAUUACUGCCCAGGAUUGAGCUUUCCAUGCUCUCGAUCCCUCAAACAUGAAGACAUGUUUUGAAUUCAUUGUGCUCCUAAUCAUCUUGACCCUUCAAGGAUCACUGCAGCAAAGAAUCAUUGGAGGACAGGAGGUUCAGCCCUAUUCCAUCAAAUAUCAGGCUUCUGUUCAGUACAACAACUAUCAUUACUGCGGUGGGACUCUCAUACAUCCACAGUGGGUGGUUUGUGCUGCCCACUGCUGGAGGCCGAAUUAUUUAAUCCGAGUGGUUCUGGGUGAACAUGACCUCUCCAUAAAAGAGGGCUUUGAGCAGGUGUUCAAUGUGUCGAAAGCGCUGGUCUAUUACAUGUAUAACUACAGGACAUUUGAUGGUGACCUCAUGCUCUUAAAACUGGAGAAGCCGGCAGAGCUCAAUGCUUAUGUUCAGCCAGCCGUAAUGCCGGUUUCAAGCAGUCCUCCCUUACUACCGGCCACAACAUGCACAGUGAGCGGCUGGGGCGUCACGCAGGUGUACAGUUAUUACCUGUCACCUGUCCUCCGAGCUGUGGACGUCCUUAUCAUCCCUCAGUGUCAAUACUACUAUUACUACAGAAUAACAGACAACAUGGUGUGCGCUGGCUAUCCGUUGGGUGGAAAGGAUUCCUGCCAGGGCGACUCUGGCGGUCCUCUCAUCUGUAAUGGUUUGUUUGAGGGCAUUGUGUCCUGGGGCAUCAGUUGUGCCAACCCGUUCUUCCCUGGAGUCUACACUAAAGUCCGCAACUACGUCUCUUGGAUCAACUGGAUAAUUAAUAAUGACUCGAAUUCUUAAAAGAUACUGAACUGCCACAUUAAAAUGACACCAGAGUAUGACGAUGUGAGCUGAAUAACUGCAUUAAAAGUGGCUUUAAUCUUUUAUAUAAUCUAAUAAAGAAUUUCUUUAUAAACAAUCAAUUUCAUACAAUGUGAAAGAAAAUAAUCCCAAAACACAACAGAGAACACUUAUAAAUGAAUAUUUAGUUUUGGAUAUCAGACUGACUGGAGCAAAUUCAUGUUUA